UUCCUCCUCUCCCACAUUACACGCUCUAGCUGAAAAACUUUUAGAGAAACUACUUCUUUUCAGGCUGAUUUUCUGGAUUCCGAAUCUGAAACCAGUUUUUGUGAGCUUAAAAGUUAAAACCACCAAAAGGUUUUUGUUUCUUUCACAGGAAAGGAGGUCCUUUGCAGUUGAAAAACCAUGGGGAAUUGCAUGGAGACAUGGAAACAGAGUCAGAAAACAGAGGAAAUGCAGAGGCAGAAUCAGCAAGAAGAAGAAGAAAAGGAAAGAAGAGGAAGUGGGUUUGUGAAGGAAAGCAGUUUGGGGAAAAACAGCAUGAGGGUUAAGAUUGUUGUGACAAAAGAAGAGCUGGAGUGGUUGAUGCUUCAGCUCAAGAACAAAGGAGGGAAGAGUUUAGAAGAUGUUUUGGAGGAGAUUGAGAGAAGCAGAGAGAAAGCUGAAGGUUGGAAACCAUCUCUAGAGAGUAUCAUGGAGUGCCCUGAAGUUGUAGAGAUGGAUAGAUCAUCAUGAGGCAUUUAAAACUGCCCCCCCAAAAAAAAAAAAAAAAAAAAAUUGAAAAAAGAAAGAAGCUGAAAUUUGUAAAUUAAAUCUUGACCCAAUUUUUGUAAUUAGUUUUUCUGUUCGAUGGAGAGAGCUAGAGUUUAAGUUUCUUGAGCUAUAUAUAUAUACACACAUAUAUAUGACAUGAGAACUUUUCUUGUGAUUUUGUUGCA
Molecule: messenger RNA, 710 nt
Organism: Ziziphus jujuba (common jujube)
Lineage: Eukaryota; Viridiplantae; Streptophyta; Magnoliopsida; Rosales; Rhamnaceae
Exons: 1
Coding region: 178-507 (109 amino acids)
Source: RefSeq, a predicted model, not a curated record